Messenger RNA from Phaeoacremonium minimum UCRPA7, 1095 nucleotides. RefSeq names its product putative transcription initiation factor iif protein. The transcript has 4 exons. NCBI's taxonomy places the organism in Eukaryota, Fungi, Ascomycota, Sordariomycetes, Togniniales, Togniniaceae. Gene Ontology annotation, cellular component: transcription factor TFIIF complex. The coding region runs from base 1 to 1095 and encodes 364 amino acids. Gene Ontology annotation, biological process: transcription initiation at RNA polymerase II promoter; transcription by RNA polymerase II. The record is from RefSeq and is a predicted model, not a curated record.
AUGGCGGACCAAGUUGCCAUCAAGCCCGAUCCUGAGGCCGACGAGGGCUCUCCAAUGGCGCUCGACGACGAUGCCUACGAAGAUGCCGGGGACGUCGAUCUCGAAUUCUACCAGCCUAUCCUUCCCGGCGAUCAGAAGAACCCCGAAGACGACAUGAUACUCGGCCGGAUCCCCAAGUAUCUGUGGUCGGCCUGGGGCAGCCUAGAUGACGAGGCGCCUCUCGAGGUCGGCAAGGUUCGCAGGUGGACGGAUCCCAAGACAGGACAGAUCCGCAUGGCGAUAUUGUUGAAUCCAGGCCGCGCGGAGCAUCAGAAUCUACCCAAGGAAUAUAACCUGGAGGUGCAGGAGCAUAAUUUGAGGAACACAUUUGUCUUUUCAGAGGCCGAUCUUGAAGGAUACAAGUCAAAGAACAAGGCGCGGCAGCAGGCCGCUGAUGCUGGUAUCCCAUCACAUCUCCUCAGGGCCAAGGAGAAACCAGCUCCAACCCCAGGUGGCAAACGAGGAAGGCAGGAAUACUUCCGCAAGGUUAUCCCGAAAAAGACGAGAAUAGCCGGGCGACUCCGCACAGAAGUAAGCGCGAACCCUAUCGAGAAUGAUGAAACCCAGCAUCUACUCUAUGUGCGUGCCCAAGAGGCUGUCAAGCCGAACAGUACGCUGCACAUUGUGGACCAUCAUCUUGUCAGGUCCAAUGUUGCUCAAGCAGGAACGGCCACGGGCAACAAGGUCUUCAGCUCAUUUAUUAAAACGGGCGAGAAACCGAACAAGCAGAAGAGGGCGGAGAUGAAGACGGCUCGUAUGCCAGAGAACGAACUGCUCGACAGGAUUUUCCUCCUCUUUGGAGAGUUCAAGUAUUGGUCCAUGAAGGCUCUGCGCGGGAGGAUUCCGCAACCAGAGGCUUACUUGCGGUCCACGUUGGAGAAAGUCGCCGAUUUGCACAAGAGCGGACGCUUUGCCAAUACGUGGUCAUUGAAACCGGAGCAUGAGCGCCCCGUGGAGGGCGUAGCAGAGAUGGCGCCGGAUGCCAACCUUGACGAUUCCGAAGGCGAUGGAGACGAGGAGGAUGACGAGAAUGUCAAGAUGGAAGACGUCCUGUGA